UAAUAUAUGUUUUUUUUUUAUUUUAGGAAAAAAUCACCAAAAAAAUUAAAUUUUAAAGUACGAUCUAAAUUUUAUUUUCGUUCGUAAGUGAUGUGAAUUUGGGCUGUUGAAAAAUGGUAUCUGUUGAUAAUAUAGGAAACUGAAUCCGAGUAUUUUAAAAAAUAACAAUAUACAACUUUUUACAUAUAAUCUUAACGUUUUAACCUCAAUUCCUAUUUAAGUUGUUUCCCGCACAUUUAGGGAAUAUAGAAAAUUGUGAGAAAAAAGUUUUUAAUUAACUGAAUUAUUUUCAGAAUUCUACAACUAAAAAUACCAACAUGGAUGUUAUAAAACAAAGAGAACUGAAUAUAAAAAGAAGAGAUGAAUUUUUGAAAGAGUGUGCUCUGAAUGAUCCAGAAUUUGCCGAGGCCCUAAAUUAUUUAGAGGAUUUGAAUAAAGAAAACCAACGUGGAUCUAAAAAGGUAGUCACCAAUAAACCUCGUCCUAAACCUAGAAGUCGAGAUCCAGCGUUUACUUUUUCUGGGGUGGUACCUUUAGUACAAAGAAAGUCGGCCAGACUAUCAAAAUCAAAACCCGAAUAUACAGAGGCUGAUUUAGAUGACCUUGAAACUAAAGGUACAGCAACCUCUGAUGAAGACAAUUUGAGUUAUUUAACUGAAAAAUAUAGAAACGACUAUCCAAGACUCAGGAGAAGUACAUCAAGAACGACUGAACGUCCCCCGAUAAUUGCAGUUGAAGAUGUUACAGAAGAAAUGUUGGCUAAUAUUUCAACUCGAGUGAAGGACAAAACUUAUAGUAGUGAUGGAACCAGUUGUCAUCAAUGCCGACAAAAGACAAUAGAUCAGAAGACUUGUUGCCGUAAUCCCAAUUGUGUUGGAGUACAAGGACAACUCUGUGGAGUCUGUAUUAAAAACAGAUACGGCGAAGAUGCCGCUGUUGCUUUGUUAGAUCCCAACUGGACAUGUUUUGUUUGCAGAGGAAUUUGUAACUGUUCAUUUUGUAGACGAAAGGAAGGGAAAGUACCAACUGGUAUAUUAGUACCUAUUGCUCAAAGAAAUGGACAUAGCAAUGUAGAUUCUUUUUUGAAAAGUUUGUCUGGAGAUAUAGAACGUGACGCUAGUAAAGGAAUAGCUUCUGAUACUACAUCCUUGAAGAUCAAGGACCCUUUUCUAGGAUUUACUGAAGAAGAAAUUGAAAAAGCUCAGGAUACUUUAAAAAAAAUUAAUAACAUGCAAACAAGUUCAGCAAAAUGGUAUCGUGCAAAUAUUAAACCAAACUAUGGAUUUGAAGAUAAGAAUAAAUUCACUGAAGAGAGUCAUAUAACUGUUUCUAAUGAAAACCUUGUUAAUGGUUUAGAUACUGAAUUAGAAAGUACUGAUCAAGUUCUUUUGGGAUAUCAAAAUGGUGAAGCAGUUUUUAAUAACAAUUCUUCUAGAAAACUGGAAGACGAAAAUUUAGCUGAAACUACUGUUUAAUAACGAUGAAAUAGUUUUUAAUAUUUAUUAUUAUUACUAGUUUUUUUUUGUCAAUUUUUUAUGAAGAAUGUAUAUUUUUUUACCAAAUUUAUGUUUGUGCAACAAGUUAUUGUGAGUUUUUAAAUUUAUUUUUUUAAGAAUUUUUGUAUCUUACAGUAGACUCAUAGUACAAGUAUUUAUAUAGUUACUUAGUUUAUAUUUUUGUUUUGUUUGUGAAUUAUCUUAUUAAGAAUUUUAAAUUACAUGUUUGGAAAUAAUUACUUCGACCAUCCACAACAAAUUAGUUUAUACAAAUAUUUGUAUUUUUAUUUUGUUUAAAAUUUUAUGUAAUGUUUGUCUAUAAUCUGACUAGGUGUUAAAAUAUAAUUUUUCCAAAAUUGUUUAUUCUGAUGACCUUAAUAGGAGCAUGUAGUAGUAUUAUUAUUUUUAUUUUUAUUAAGUUCUGAAUUAUUGUUAUUUACGUUUACUUUUACUACUGUUUGUGAAUUUGUUUACCUUACAAACAGAUGACGAUGUAUAGUGAAUUUAGAGUUAGAUGUUUUAUGCUUUGUUUUUUUAUGUGGACUUUUGUCUAAUAAAUUUUUUAUAAUGA
This is a messenger RNA of Aethina tumida (small hive beetle), 2067 nucleotides long. RefSeq names its product cell division cycle-associated protein 7-like. Lineage: Eukaryota; Metazoa; Arthropoda; Insecta; Coleoptera; Nitidulidae. Gene Ontology annotation, cellular component: nucleus. The record is from RefSeq and is a predicted model, not a curated record. Gene Ontology annotation, biological process: regulation of DNA-templated transcription. Bases 318 to 1475 code for a protein of 385 amino acids. The transcript is spliced from 2 exons.